This is a messenger RNA of Triticum urartu, 1439 nucleotides long. RefSeq lists its product as uncharacterized. Lineage: Eukaryota; Viridiplantae; Streptophyta; Magnoliopsida; Poales; Poaceae. Gene Ontology annotation, cellular component: eukaryotic translation initiation factor 2B complex. Gene Ontology annotation, molecular function: guanyl-nucleotide exchange factor activity; translation initiation factor activity. Gene Ontology annotation, biological process: translational initiation. The record is from RefSeq and is a predicted model, not a curated record.
UGAAUUUUUCUCUUUCCACGCCCUACACACUUCUCCCUGACCAGUGUGAUUCCCCUCUGCCCUGCCCCCUCCUUCCCAUGGAGCUCGACGCCGCCCAAAACCCUAACCCCGAACCCCCCAUCUCCGCCUACUACCAGACGCGGGCGGAGCACCAUGCCGUCGUAUCCAGCGACUGGCUCGACCACGCCGCCGCUGCCGCCUCUCUCCCCGAUGCGCACGCCGACGCCGACGCCGCCCCACCCCCCUCCCCCGGGAGCAACGGCGGCGGCGUCAUCGAGGAGUUCAACUUCUGGCGGCGCAAGCCGGAGGCCGCCGAGGCGGUUGCCGCCAUCAUGGCGCUCGCCGCCGUCAUCCGCUCCAGCAGGGCCACCACCAUGAUGGAGCUCGAGAUCGAGCUCAAGAAGGCUUCCGACAAACUGAAGUCCUGGGAUGCUACUUCCAUUUCUCUGUCUGCUGCUUGUGAUUUGUUCAUGCGCUUUGUAACAAGAACAUCACAUUUGGAGCAUGAGAAAUUUGAUGCAGCAAAAUCACGCCUAAUUGAGCGAGGGGAAAAGUUUGGAGAGAUAUCAUUAAAGGCCCGUAAGACAAUUGCAAUGCUCAGCCAGGAUUUCAUCUCAGAUGGGUGCACUAUGCUGGUACAUGGUUAUUCCAGAGUGGUGUUGGAAAUCCUGAAGCUAGCUGCCUCAAAUCGCAAACUCUUCCGUGUAUUAUGCACAGAGGGCAGACCAGACAGAACUGGCCUACGAAUGUCAAAUGAACUUGCAGCAUUAGGUAUUCCUGUUAAGGUGCUAAUUGAUUCAGCUGUUGCUUACUCCAUGGAUGAAGUUGACAUGGUAUUUGUUGGUGCUGAUGGGGUUGUUGAAAGUGGAGGAAUUAUUAAUAUGAUGGGGACUUACCAGAUAGCUCUUGUAGCUCAUAGCAUGAAUAAACCUCUAUACGUGGCCGCUGAAAGUUAUAAGUUUGCUCGUCUAUAUCCCCUGGACCAGAAGGACAUGACACCAGCUCAUCGACCGAUAGAUUUUGGAGUUCCGAUACCUGCUGGUGUGGAAGUUGAGACAUCGGCAAGAGACUAUACUCCUCCCCAGUACCUCACACUUCUUUUGACUGAUCUUGGUGUUCUGACACCAUCCGUUGUGAGCGAUGAGCUCAUCCAACUGUACCUAUGAUCACUGCUAAGAUAUAUGUUCUCCAGAUCAGAUGUAAUGUACUGUAGUUGAAUUGAGGUUUUCCCUGUCUCUCACUAUAUGUUAUCUUUUCCCCCGCUGCUGAAAUGUCUAGAAGAAUUCUCUAAAACCUUAGGUGAGAGGAUGAUCCAUUUUUACCCGACCGUUGUUCUGGAGUCAAGCAAUAAUUUUGGUCUCAAGUGACAUCGUGCAAAUUUGCAGUGUUCACUCUACUGGAUUCGAAUGAGUGCAAAGUUUGACUUUCCUUGUGGCAUU